CUCUGCGGCAAGAACAACGAGAAGGAAAAAGUAGGGAAUUUUUUUUUUCGCAAAUAUCCACCAUUUUAAAUUACCAGUUACCAUCACUUUACGAAUUACGGUCGUUAAGUGAACACGCGUUUUUUUUGUCAACGCCAAGUGGGAAAUUUAAAAGAAUAUUCUUUUAAAAGAAGUUUUUAUUGUGUAACUUUUGAAAGAAAUCUAAAACAAAAGCAAAAUGGGUAAGGAAGCUGUUGAUCCCCUUGGAUUCGUUAAGGAUUUCGCCGCCGGUGGUAUCUCCGCCGCUGUCUCAAAGACUGCCGUCGCCCCCAUCGAGCGUGUCAAGUUGCUCUUGCAAGUACAACACAUCUCCAAACAAAUCAGCCCCGAUAAGCAAUACAAGGGUAUGAUCGAUUGUUUUGUCCGCAUUCCAAAAGAACAAGGUUUUGCUUCAUACUGGCGUGGUAACAUGGCUAACGUUAUCAGAUAUUUCCCAACCCAGGCUUUGAACUUUGCCUUCAAGGAUAAGUACAAGCAAGUUUUCUUGGGUGGUGUUGACAAGAACACUCAAUUCUGGCGUUACUUCAUGGGUAACUUAGCUUCCGGUGGUGCUGCUGGUGCCACUUCCCUCUGCUUCGUCUACCCCUUGGACUUUGCCCGUACUCGUUUGGCUGCUGAUACCGGCAAGGGUGGUCAACGUGAAUUCACUGGCUUGGGCAACUGCUUGGCCAAGAUCUUCAAAUCUGACGGUUUGGUUGGUUUGUACCGUGGUUUCGGUGUAUCCGUACAAGGUAUCAUUAUCUACCGUGCUGCCUACUUCGGCUUCUACGAUACUGCCCGUGGUAUGUUGCCCGAUCCUAAGAACACCCCCAUCUACAUCAGCUGGGCUAUCGCUCAAGUUGUUACAACUGUUGCUGGUAUUGUCUCCUAUCCCUUCGAUACUGUCCGUCGUCGUAUGAUGAUGCAGUCUGGUCGCAAGGCUACCGAAAUCAUCUACAAGAACACAUUGCACUGCUGGGCCACCAUCGCCAAACAAGAAGGUACUGGUGCCUUCUUCAAGGGUGCCUUCUCCAACGUUCUCAGAGGUACCGGUGGUGCUUUCGUACUUGUAUUGUACGAUGAAAUCAAGAAGUUCUUGUAAAUUAAUUAAAUUAAAUUACUCUUACCUAAAAAAAUACACACACUACUAUACACCUACAGUUAAUAAAAUUUUAAUUUAAUUUUAAAUUUAUCGAAACAAAAAAACCCCAUUAUAAAUUGUAAUUUAAUUGAAUGAUUAUUGUACCAACAACAACAACAAAAUUCAUUAAACAAAAAUCUUAUGUUGUAAGAACAAAACAAAAAACAAACAGUACGUGUUCGUUCGUUCGAAUUGUAUGUUAAUAAGUUUCAUUAUUGUAUCGCCAGUUAGAUAAAUCUAUUCAACCAGACAAAGUGUGAAAGAUUUAAAAAUGUUAAGAAAAAAAUCGAAAAACAAAUACAAAGAAACAUAAAAUUUAA
This is a messenger RNA of Lucilia sericata (common green bottle fly), 1479 nucleotides long. Its product is annotated as ADP,ATP carrier protein. The record is from RefSeq and is a predicted model, not a curated record. The transcript is spliced from 4 exons. Gene Ontology annotation, molecular function: ATP:ADP antiporter activity. The coding region runs from base 218 to 1120 and encodes 300 amino acids. Gene Ontology annotation, cellular component: mitochondrial inner membrane. Gene Ontology annotation, biological process: mitochondrial ADP transmembrane transport; mitochondrial ATP transmembrane transport. NCBI's taxonomy places the organism in Eukaryota, Metazoa, Arthropoda, Insecta, Diptera, Calliphoridae.